Molecule: messenger RNA, 1376 nt
Organism: Radiomyces spectabilis
Lineage: Eukaryota; Fungi; Mucoromycota; Mucoromycetes; Mucorales; Radiomycetaceae
Product: mitochondrial carrier domain-containing protein
Exons: 6
Coding region: 65-1048 (327 amino acids)
Biological process (GO): transmembrane transport
Molecular function (GO): transmembrane transporter activity
Source: RefSeq, a predicted model, not a curated record
CUUAUAUUCUUUUCCAAAAAGUUUCUCCGCGGCUCCAGUUGAUUCCCCACUUUUCCCAUUCCGAAUGCCCUCUUAUGUUACCGAUGCUAACCUGAACAGCUAUCAACUGGCGUUCUGUGGUGGAGUUGCCGGGGUCGUUUCGAGAUUUGUCAUCUCACCACUCGACGUUGUCAAGAUUCGAAUGCAAUUGCAGACCCAUCGAACCCACUUCAAGUUUAAAGGCGAAACCCCUCCCCAUGUCAAAUAUUCCCGCGUUAUGCCCGCCCUCAAAACCAUCUUGAGAGAAGAAGGCAUUCGAGGUUUAUACAAAGGCAAUUUGCCGGCCGAAUACCUGUAUCUGUCCUACAGUGCUGUCGAAUUUUGGGCCUACAAGGAGUUGGAGACAUUGUUGGAAAAAUUAGAUAGCAAUCAGAUUUUACCGCGUACGUCCAAAACAUUUUUGGCCGGAAUGAUGGCAGGAACGGCAGCAACUUCGGCAACAUACCCUUUUGAUCUCUUACGUACCCGAUUCGCGAUUCAAGGCGAGCACAAGCAUUACACAGGCAUGGCGCAAGCCAUCCGACAUAUCUAUCGACAGGAAGGAUUGCGUGGAUUAUAUCAAGGUCUCUGGCCGACGGUGGUCCAAAUCAUGCCUUACAUGGGGCUCUUAUUUACAGGCUACGAUGCCAUUGCCGGGGCCUUUAAAGUGCUGAGAGAUGAACAAAUUCUGCCGGCCAGUUAUAAACCGACGCACGAUAUGAUCAGUGGAGCCUUGUCGGGUAUCCUCAGCAAAACGGCCAUCUAUCCAUUCGACGUGGUACGCAAACGAAUGCAGGUGCAAGGACCGUACUUGUCAGAUUACAUUGUUCCAGCCCCGAAAAUUCAAACUUCAGGUCAAAUGACAUUGUGGUCUUGCUUCAAGAACAUCGUGCAACAGGAAGGUGCGCGAAGCCUAUACAAAGGUCUGAUGCCCUCCCUGAUCAAGGUGGCUCCCGCCAAUGCAGUCACAUUCUUGGUAUUCGAAGAAUCAAAGAAAAUCUUGUUGUGGUGGAAGGAAGAUGAAGGUUAAAAAAGAAAACCUUGCCUCUUUCCCUCGCCUCUUUAUACAUAUAUUAUCACCACCGGUGGACGACUAUUCAUUAGAGACUUCCUGCAUCCGAUCCCUAUCGCUCUCGUUUUUCUAGAUUUUUCUGCAUUUGUACCAAAAAGUUUUUCAAUUUUAUCUUUCAUCUCUUGGCCUUUGGUUUGCCAUUGCUUAUUGUAGUACUUUUUUAUAAGAAAACAAAAACGUAAUUCCCAAGGGCUUUUGAUGUAAUUUGCAAUGAAUAAAAAACCAUCUGCGACUGCCUUUCCCUGUAAGCAACUCUCUGUUAUGCAGUUCUCCAAUGACUAGAAUA